CAUUUAUUUGUACUUCCGAGAUGAAAAGUUUUCAAGUCUGAGGAACAUGGCAGCGAGCAGGCUCGCUUGCCUUGUUCUUUUCUCAAGUGCAUCUUUGUCUGUGAUAAAUUGCGACGGGCCGCACAUCUUCAGUAACCACUUUGUUGCAGAAAUCGAAGGCGGCGAUGAGCAGGCCCGAAAAAUGGCCUUCCAUUACGAUCUCAGACUGAUGAACACGGAUUUGUUUCCGAAUUUCUAUCAUUUCGUUGAUCACAAGCAGCCGAAAUUUAACAGAUUGCCAUCUUGGAGAACAACCCGAAAUCUCAGAUCUCACCACAAGGUGAAAUACGUGGAGCAGCAAGUUUUCAGGCACAGGAGCUUGCGCCGGCUCGAAAUAAUGCCAUUUGAGGAUCUUUAUUUCAGUGAUCCGUACUACGAAAGGUUGUGGUACCUGCACGGGCGUGGUUUGCACAAAGAUGGGAAGAUUGCUCAGAAUAUCAAUGUGGAGCCUGUGUGGGAAAAGGGCAUCACAGGUCAUGGAGUGACCUUAUUUGUUCUGGACGACGGUCUGCAGGCGCGAAAUAAGGAAAUCGCUCAAAAUUACGAGAAGACGAACAGUUGGGACGUGAGUGACAUAAACCACCCCAUGCCGUCACCUGCACCCAGAAACCCGUCGGAUUCGCACGGAACCUUUUGUGCGGGGGCUUUGGCCGCCGUGGCGAACAACUCAGUUUGCGGAGCCGGCGUUGCUUUUGGCGCCAGAGUUGGAGGAAUCCGAGUUUUGGGCAAAAGGGUGCUGACCGACGUGCAGGAGUCGCUCGCUCUGCGCCUCUGGUUGGGCAACGGCGACAUCGCGAGCGCCUCUUGGGGUCCCAGGGACAACGGAAAAACCGUCGAGGGCCCCAAACGCCUCGCCAGAAAAGCACUGAGAGAUGCUGUGAUCAAAGGUCGUCGUGGAAAGGGUGCGAUUUUUGUUUGGGCCGCUGGAAAUGGGGCGAUUUCAAAGGACAACGCAAAUUUAGAUGGGUACGCAUCCAGUAUUUACACGAUUACGAUUGGCGCCCUUUCUUAUAAUGGGGACGCUUGUGUUUAUUCCGAGCCAGGCGCCUCAGUGAUGACGAGCAUCGCAGUAUCAGGGAAAGGAAUGGGAUUCAUUGGUGUUUCAGUCGUUGUGCCAAAUUUGGAUGGAACCUGCAAACAAGAUUUCCAAGGCACUUCAGCCGCGGCACCGAUCGCUGCAGGCAUCGUUGCCUUGAUGCUCGAGGAAAACCCUGACCUGACUUGGCGUGACGUGCAGCACCUGAUAGUGCUAUCGGCGCAAAGGUCGGGCACUCGCAGCGAUUGGCGAAAAAACGGCGCCGGACUGGAAUACAAUUUGCGUCAGGGUUUCGGCGCAAUGGACGCCACGAAGCUCGUGACCUCUGCCCGAAAUUGGAAAAACGUCGGCCAGCAAGAAAUUGAAACUGCCAGCUUCGGAAAACUUUAUUUACCUGUCGUAUUUCACCCGUUGAGCAAUAAAACUUUCGAAAUCGAAGUGGCAAGAAGUUCCAAAAUCAAUCGACUGGAACACGUGAUUUUGUUUUUGACCGUGCAGCAUGGAGAUCGCGGCACCCUCGAGAUCUUCCUUACCUCACCCUCUGGAACUGAUUCUCAAUUAUUGACAAGACGGAAGUACGAUAAGAGCGACAAAGGGUUUUCCAAUUGGCCAUUUAUGAGCGUCCACUUUUGGAAUGAAAACCCGGCAGGAACAUGGAAAGUGACUAUGAGCAAUUUUGGUGGUGGCAGUGGACAAGUGCUAAGCGCAAAUCUGAUUCUAUAUGGUCAUUGGGUUGAAUCUGAUCAUUAAAAAGGUUUUUAAAUUAAAUUUAGAUUAGUUAGAAAAAAAUCUAUUUUUUUUUAAUUCGCUCAAAAAUGAAUUCUCACAUUGGAUCUUUUGUGUCACUUCAAAAUAGUUUUUUUUUUUAAUUAUUAAUUUCAGUCAAAUCAAGUCUUUAAAACAUUUAUUGGAAGGCCAUGCGAGAUUAUAGGAAAUUCGGCCAUUAUUUUUGUAAAGACUUAAUUUGACUGUCCGUAAAAAGCGAAUUUUUUCCAUUUUUUUAAUUUUUAACUGAAAUUUGAGUCUGAAAAAGUCGCCUCUUUAUUAGAGGAAAAACUGAUUUUUUAACUAAAAAAUAAAAAAAAUGAAAUCGGAAAAAGCAAUUCCACAUAAUAACUCAAAAUGAAACAGAUCUCAUUAAACAUUAUUUGUUUAUAAAAAAUUUGUAAUAUUAAA
Molecule: messenger RNA, 2251 nt
Organism: Neocloeon triangulifer
Lineage: Eukaryota; Metazoa; Arthropoda; Insecta; Ephemeroptera; Baetidae
Product: neuroendocrine convertase 1-like
Exons: 12
Coding region: 47-1825 (592 amino acids)
Biological process (GO): protein processing
Cellular component (GO): Golgi membrane; trans-Golgi network
Molecular function (GO): serine-type endopeptidase activity
Source: RefSeq, a predicted model, not a curated record